Diuraphis noxia (Russian wheat aphid) is the source of this 795-nucleotide messenger RNA. RefSeq lists its product as uncharacterized. The record is from RefSeq and is a predicted model, not a curated record. Lineage: Eukaryota; Metazoa; Arthropoda; Insecta; Hemiptera; Aphididae.
AUGACAGACAGCGAGAAAAAUACAAAUAAAUCAAAAUUAGCUAUCUUACCGAUUUACACGACCAUCGAACCACAGAUCUUGAACCAAAAUUUGACAAAAACAGAUUUAAUAUCUACAAAGUCACAUGGUCUAGAGGAUCAAAAUGAAGAAGUGGAUAAUUUUUUUGAAUCAGUAUCGAACUUAACGAAAAUGUUAGAUGCAAAAAAUAACGAUAAAACCAGUAAAAAUGAUAACCAUAUACUAAAUGAUGUUCCAUUGACAAAGGAUAUGGUUAUAAGUGCCAUCGACAAUAUUAUAAUCGAUUUGAAGAACGAUUUCAAAGUGGAGUCGACGAMUUUUCUGCGGCCAGAGGUACAGAAACCCCACAUUGACGACAGCCAAACGAAUACUACAGCUUUAAGAAGUGUAGUGAUAAAUGAAAAUCAGUCCGAAAAAGUUAUAACAACCACAGUAUUAUAUGAUCUAGAGGAUCAACGAGAAGAAGACGUGGAGUUGGAAUCAGAGAAUUUUAAAUCAAUUUUGAUUUCAACAACACCGUUACAUGUAAAUAAUAACACGGAAAACAUACCGAAUGAUGAGAAACUCACAAAUAACGAAGUUAUAAGUACCAUCGACAAUGUUUUAAUCGAUAUGACAAACGACGUCAAAAUGGAGUUAACAACUAUUGUUCCACAACCAAAAGAACACAGAGAGAACCCACAGAGAACACACAGAGAAGGCGUUCGAAUGAAUACUACAGCUUUAAGAAGAGAAAUGCAUAUAAAAAAAAGACUUCAAAAUAAUAAACACAAAUAA